Molecule: messenger RNA, 1455 nt
Organism: Gekko japonicus
Lineage: Eukaryota; Metazoa; Chordata; Lepidosauria; Squamata; Gekkonidae
Gene: LPCAT1
Product: lysophosphatidylcholine acyltransferase 1
Exons: 13
Coding region: 7-1455 (482 amino acids)
Molecular function (GO): calcium ion binding
Source: RefSeq, a predicted model, not a curated record
GCCUUCAUGACUGUAACUCUGUUUCCUGUCCGGCUGUUCUUUGCUGCAUUUAUGAUGUUGUUGGCCUGGCCCUUUGCAUUCCUCGCCUCUAUGGGAUCUGCUGAGAAAGAACUUGAAAAGCCUCUUUCCUGGUGGCGAAAGGUUGUGGAUGUCUUGCUGAAGGCAAUCAUGAGAGCCAUGUGGCUUGCUGGAGGAUUUCAUUGGAUAAAUGUAAAGGGCAGGCAGGCAUUGCCCACUGAAGCAGCAAUACUGACUCUGGCCCCACAUUCCUCAUACUUCGAUGCUAUCCCCGUAACAAUGACCAUGGCCUCCAUUGUUAUGAAAGCAGAAAGCAAAGAUAUUCCUGUGUGGGGAACUCUGAUCAAAUACAUUCGACCUGUAUUUGUAUCUCGAUCAGAUCAGGAUUCCCGAAGAAAAACUGUGGAGGAAAUAAGACGGCGUGCUCAGUCAAAGGGCAGAUGGCCGCAGAUAAUGAUAUUCCCAGAAGGAACCUGCACCAAUAGAUCCUGUCUAAUUACCUUCAAACCUGGAGCGUUUAUCCCUGGAGUACCAGUCCAGCCAGUGAUUUUACGUUAUCCAAACAAACUGGAUACAAUCACAUGGACAUGGCAAGGCCCAGGAGCGUUGAAAAUUCUGUGGCUUACUUUAUGUCAGUUUCACAAUUUUGUGGAAAUUGAGUUCCUCCCUGUGUACAUACCUUCAGAAGAGGAGAGGAACAAUCCUUCUUUGUAUGCAAAUAAUGUGAGACGGGUCAUGGCAAAGGCCUUGGGAAUUUUGGUAACAGACUAUACCUUUGAAGACUGCCAGCUAGCUUUGGCUGAAGGGCAACUCCGUCUCCCUUCAAACACCUGUCUCUUAGAAUUUGCGAAACUUGUGCGAAGCCUUGGGUUAAAGCCAGAAAGGCUUGAAAAAGAGCUUAAUAAAUACUCAGAAAGUGCCAGGAGAAUAAAAAAGAGAAAAGUCAAUCUCAAAGAGUUCGCGGCAUACCUGGAAGUCCCCGUUUCUGACACAGUAGAAAACAUGUUCGCACUUUUUGAUGAGAAGGAAAAUGGUCUGAUUGACUUGCGAGAAUAUGUAACUGCUUUGUCAGUAGUCUGUAGACCAUCCAAAACCUUGCAAACAAUACAGUUGGCUUUUAAGAUGUAUCAGUCAGAAGUGGGAACACUAACAGAAGAAGAUUUAACUUGUAUUCUAAAGACUGCCAUGGGUGUCUCAGACCUUAAUGUAUCAAACUUGUUUAAAGCUAUAGACAAAGAAGAAAGGGGUACAAUUACAUAUGAUGAUUUUCACAGGUUUGCAGAAAUGUACCCAAACUUCGCUGAAGAGUAUUUAUAUCCUGAUCAGGUGGAAACAGAAAGUUAUUUGAAGAAUCCUGCUCCUAAUGGUUUCUGUACAGACUUCAGCCCAGAAAUUAUAGAAGGAAGAAGAAAUCCCUUACAGAAGAAACUGAAUUAA